This is a messenger RNA of Pomacea canaliculata, 1228 nucleotides long. RefSeq lists its product as uncharacterized. The transcript has 6 exons. The coding region runs from base 68 to 1228 and encodes 386 amino acids. Lineage: Eukaryota; Metazoa; Mollusca; Gastropoda; Architaenioglossa; Ampullariidae. The record is from RefSeq and is a predicted model, not a curated record.
AAUCGAAACCAACACUAGCGCAGCAACAGCAGGAACAGGAGGACAAAGGAAAGCCAGAGUAUCAAACAUGGACGAGAAGGUGGUCAUGCAUCGAGAGCAGCUGGUUAGCAAGUGCCGAGACUACAUCAACAUGAUCUGUGAAAAAUGUGGCCGCAAAGGACUUGGCAGAAGACCCUUAAAUAUAGCCAUCGUGGGGGCACAGGGUUGUGGAAAGUCGUCCUUUAUCAACAGUCUGGCUGCAAGUCUGUCCCAGGACACUUGGAUCGAGUAUGCCAUGACUGGCUACCGUGAUGGCGUCAAUCCAGUCACUAAUUAUAUUUCCCAGUACCCAGAAUGCUGCAACGGCGACCGCCAGAUGUACAAGACAGUUCUGUUGCCUACCCUCAUUGACAUACCCGGGCCGAUAGAUAAUGAUGUGGAUCACAGGAGAAAGAAAUUUCUUCAACUUCUUUUUUAUGGCCAUGUAAAGAAUUCAGCCGCCGCCACCCAGGUGUACGCAGACUGCGACAGACGCUGGAACGACCUCCUGGAGAAGUACUUCAUGGUAUACAGCGACAUGAAGGUAGACCGGGUCAUCUUUGUGGCCUCAGCAGCCAAUGAGAGACUCCCUCACAGUCUGAUGAAGUGUGUCAUGGACGCCGCCAGACCUCCACCCCACUUUCGGGGUCUCAAACGCCAAAUUCCUGUCUACGGAGUGCUUACGUCUCUUGACAAAGUCAACUAUACGAACAGAGAACAGUUUGAGACAAACAGGGAGGAGUUCAUGAAAGCCCUGGGGCUGCACGAGGGUCGACUCCUGUGUUGUAGCAACUACUGUGACCUCACUGACCCCCACAAAGAGAGAUUUAGAAACAUUCUUCCCUCACUUGACCUGCCGAUCCUCGAGUUUUUUGUGCAGGUGUGUGAACGCAAGGUACACACCGUACACGACGAUGACAAGAUGGUGGACUUGCCUACGCAGUUUCGUGGUGUCUGGCGGAAGUUGGGGUCCACCUGGCAGCCAGUAGUUUUCUCCCUUGCUUUAGCUAUCUUUGCUUUCAUCCUGAUGUAUAUAGUGCACGCAGCAUUCUUCACCUCCGAGCAGGACAUGCUACAGGAGCGAGGUGAUAACGAUGACCAAAAUAUCCGUACCCUAAGUAAGGUGCUACAGUCAACCUCUUCUUUCCGUAUCGCCAUAGUCACUGCAUUGGUCACCUUCGUCAUUGCAAUGCGCUGUCACUUUGAUUAA